CUUCGACUAGUCACGGAAUGUGGUGCACGGUGCUAGAAAAUUCCUAACCUAUUUUCCAAAAUCAUAAACAAUGGAAAUCAAAAAUGCAAAUGUCGCUAUGCUGAGCAACUUCGAGGUCAUGUCUCACCUCCAAAAAAUUAAAGGACAACAAACUAAAUCACAACUAACAACAAUAACAUACCAGACAUCAAAGUAUUUAGAAACAUCUCCAUGUUCGACACAAACAGUAGCUGGUGUUGUUGGUAUAUUAAAAGCUCUGGAACCAUACAAUUUGAAUAAAAAGGAAAAGUUAAUUAUUAUUAACAAUCCACCUGCAACACCUCUUGAAAUACAAUUGAUGAUUGAAAAUAGUGAAGAAAGAUUGACAGAAACUCAAGUGGAAGAAAUUUUGAAUUUAAUUAAUAAGCACAUAGGUAAACCUGAGGUUCCUGCUGAACCAGAAGAAGAAGAGGAGGAGGAAGAAACUGAAGCUACAUGAAGAUUUAUUUA
Messenger RNA from Nicrophorus vespilloides, 489 nucleotides. RefSeq names its product DNA-directed RNA polymerase III subunit RPC9 (gene Polr3I). Lineage: Eukaryota; Metazoa; Arthropoda; Insecta; Coleoptera; Silphidae. Gene Ontology annotation, cellular component: RNA polymerase III complex. The transcript is spliced from 4 exons. Gene Ontology annotation, biological process: transcription initiation at RNA polymerase III promoter. Gene Ontology annotation, molecular function: nucleotide binding. Bases 71 to 478 code for a protein of 135 amino acids. The record is from RefSeq and is a predicted model, not a curated record.